This is a messenger RNA of Cyprinodon variegatus (sheepshead minnow), 1775 nucleotides long. It is a transcript of the gene atp5f1b, whose product is annotated as ATP synthase, H+ transporting, mitochondrial F1 complex, beta polypeptide. Gene Ontology annotation, biological process: proton transmembrane transport; proton motive force-driven mitochondrial ATP synthesis. The record is from RefSeq and is a predicted model, not a curated record. The transcript has 10 exons. Bases 58 to 1614 code for a protein of 518 amino acids. Gene Ontology annotation, molecular function: proton-transporting ATP synthase activity, rotational mechanism; ATP hydrolysis activity; ATP binding. NCBI's taxonomy places the organism in Eukaryota, Metazoa, Chordata, Actinopteri, Cyprinodontiformes, Cyprinodontidae.
ACUGAUUUAUAAAGCCCCGAAUCGCUCCGUCUCCUUCCACCUUCAGCCAUUUUAACCAUGUUAGGAGCUGUGGGACGCUGUUGCACCGGGGCUUUGCAGGCUCUCAAGCCUGGGGUCCAGCCCCUGAAGGCCCUCGUCGGAUCCCCAGCCGUCCUUGCUCGCAGAGACUAUGCUGCUGCUCCUGCGGCUGCUGCAAGCGUCGCCACCGGCCGCAUCGUGGCUGUCAUCGGCGCCGUGGUCGAUGUCCAGUUCGAUGAGGGCCUCCCUCCCAUCCUGAACGCCCUAGAGGUCGCCGGCCGCGACUCCAGGCUAGUCCUGGAGGUGGCUCAGCAUCUUGGGGAGAGCACAGUGCGAACCAUCGCUAUGGAUGGUACUGAGGGUCUGGUUCGUGGACAGAAGGUUCUGGAUACUGGUGCCCCCAUCAGAAUCCCAGUUGGCCCCGAGACCCUGGGCAGGAUUAUGAAUGUGAUCGGAGAGCCAAUUGAUGAAAGGGGUCCCAUUACUACCAAACAGACUGCACCUAUCCAUGCUGAGGCUCCUGAAUUUACAGACAUGAGCGUGGAGCAGGAGAUCCUGGUGACUGGCAUUAAGGUGGUGGAUCUGCUGGCCCCUUAUGCCAAGGGAGGAAAAAUCGGCCUGUUCGGUGGCGCCGGCGUAGGAAAGACUGUGUUGAUCAUGGAGCUGAUCAACAAUGUGGCCAAGGCCCACGGUGGUUACUCCGUGUUCGCCGGUGUGGGGGAGCGUACCCGUGAGGGAAAUGACUUGUAUCACGAGAUGAUUGAGUCUGGUGUCAUCAACCUGAAGGACACCACCUCCAAGGUGGCGCUGGUGUACGGACAGAUGAACGAGCCCCCAGGUGCCCGUGCCCGAGUGGCUUUGACUGGACUGACUGUGGCCGAGUACUUCCGUGACCAGGAGGGUCAGGAUGUGCUGCUUUUCAUCGACAACAUCUUCCGCUUCACACAGGCUGGCUCAGAGGUGUCUGCCCUGCUGGGUCGUAUCCCCUCUGCUGUGGGUUAUCAGCCCACUCUGGCCACUGACAUGGGUACCAUGCAGGAGAGGAUCACCACCACCAAGAAGGGUUCAAUCACAUCUGUGCAGGCCAUCUACGUGCCUGCUGAUGACUUGACUGACCCCGCUCCAGCCACCACCUUCGCUCACUUGGAUGCCACCACUGUAUUGUCCCGUGCCAUCGCAGAGUUGGGCAUCUACCCCGCUGUCGACCCCCUGGACUCCACCUCCCGUAUCAUGGAUCCCAACAUUGUAGGAGCCGAGCAUUACGACGUCGCCCGUGGUGUGCAGAAGAUCCUCCAGGACUACAAGUCCCUUCAGGACAUCAUCGCCAUCCUGGGUAUGGAUGAGCUGUCUGAGGAAGACAAACUGACUGUGGCCCGCGCACGUAAGAUCCAGCGUUUCCUGUCCCAGCCCUUCCAGGUGGCCGAGGUCUUCACAGGUCACUUGGGCAAACUGGUGCCCCUCAAAGAAACCAUCAAGGGCUUCAAGAGCAUCCUUGGAGGAGAGUAUGAUCAUCUGCCUGAGCAGGCCUUCUACAUGGUUGGUCCCAUUGAGGAAGUGGUCCAGAAAGCUGAGAAGCUGGCUGAGGAGCACUCAUAAACACCUAAACAUUCUGAUUAGAGAGGGGGAGGGUCCUGUGGUUAGGAGCACUUGGUUUGUAAAACAUGUCAACAUACAAAUGUACCUGUCUUGUCAUCCUGAAGAAAGUUCUAUUUAAUGUUUCCAGAGAAAGAUGGAAUAAAUCGCUGUCUUUACACAAA